AUGCUCGGCUCGUCGGCGUCCAGGCGGGAGAGCAAAAGCAGCGACCUCUUCAGGGCCGCCGCCAUGGCCCUCCGGGACGCCGCCAACAAGACCGCCGGCAUCGAGCCGGCCAAGGCGACGUCCAACAACGUGCCCGCCGCUACCAAGCCCGCCGAGCCGGCCAAGGCGGCGUCCAACAACGCCGCCGCCGCCCCUGCCGUAUCAGUCAGGGAGGCCGCCGUGCGCCACGAGGGCUGGAUGGUGCGCUACGGCCGCAGGAAGAUCGGCAGGUCCUUCUUCCACACGCGCUACUUUGUGCUCGAUAGCAAGCUGCUCGCGUACUACAAGAAGAAGCCAAAGGACAACGUGGUUCCACUCAAGUCGCUGCUAAUAGACGGGAAUUGCAGGGUGGAGGAUAGAGGCCUCAAAACGCAUCAUGGCCAAAUGAUUUAUGUCUUGUGCAUUUAUAACAAGAAAGAAAAGGAGCACCAGAUAACAAUGGGUGCGUAUGACAUCGAGGAUGCAAUGGCAUGGAAAAAGAAGAUAGAACUCAUCAUUGAUCAGCAACAGGACUCUAUGACAGCUAAGAACCGUAAGGCCUUUGCUUCAGUGGACUUCGACACGGAACUUGGAGGGCAGUUUUUAUUUUCAGAUCAUGACAGCACAGCUGAAGAUGACGAGGAACGGCCCACUUUGACUCGCAGGACUACUAUAGGGAACGGCCCCCCUGAUUCAAUACAUGACUGGACCAAAGAGCCUGACAUUGGUGUGUCCAAUCAGAACGACCCCAAUCAAUUUUGCUCCAAGAAGAAUUGGCGACUACUUAGAUGCCAAAAUGGGUUGCGCAUAUUUGAAGAACUUCUGGAAGUAGAUUACCUUGCACGAAGCUGCAGCCGAGCUAUGAGGGCUGUUGGUGUAGUUGAAGCCACAUGUGAAGCGAUCUUUGGUCUUGUAAUGAGCAUGGAUGUAACAAGAUACGAGUGGGACUGUAGCUUUCGUCACGGCAGUUUAGUUGAAGAGGUUGAUGGUCACACUGCAAUACUAUAUCAUAGGCUGCAGCUGCACUGGUGCCCAAUGCUAGUCUGGCCUCGAGAUCUUUGUUAUGCUCGGUAUUGGCGUCGUAACGAUGAUGGAAGUUACGUUGUGCUGUUCCAGUCAAUAGAACAUCCUAACUGUGGCCGGCAACAAGGAUUUGUGAGGGCAUUCAUUGAAAGUGGAGGUUUCAAGAUUUCUCCUCUCAAGUGUCGCAAUGGAAGACCUCGUACUCAGGUUCAACACCUUAUGCAGAUUGACCUGAAGGGAUGGUUCCUGAACUACUCUCUUUCCUUUCAGUAUCAUUCUUUGCUGCAGAUACUAAACUGUGUUGCAGGAUUGCGUGAAUAUUUUUCCCAAACAGAUGAAAUCCAUAUAAUCCCAAGGAUUCCUGUAAUGGAAACCAUGUUCGAUGCGGAUUCAGAGCCAAAAAAUCAUAAGCUUCAAGAAGUUGACACCAAGGCAAAUAAAAACAUGGGAAUGAUUGAUGAAGAAUCAGAUGAUGAUGAUGAUUAUCAAGUUCCUGAAGCUGAUAUAGAGGAAGACCCGAACAAAUCUGAUAAUGAUAGCAAGCGCACAGAUGAGCCUCCAGAAAAAAAUGAUUUAUCUUGUUUUUUGGGUAUUCUUCAUCGUGAUCCUGAGGAGAAAAGCCGCAAUUGUUGGACAGUACCUGAUAGCAAGAUCUUUAAAGUUCGUAGCAAGACCUUCCCACAAGACAAAUCAAAGAUACCUGCAGCAAGUUAUCUCAUGGAGCUUGCAGCCAUUGACUGGUUUAAGGACACCAAACGUAUGGAUAAUGUUGCCAGGCAGAAGGGUUGUGUUGCUCAGGUUGCUGCUGAGAGAGGGAUGCAUACAUUUGUUGUCAACAUACAGAUUCCUGGAUCAACUCAGUACAGCUUGGUCAUGUAUUUUGUCACAAGUACCUUGAAAAAGGGAUCGUUACUACAGCGCUUUUUUGAUGGCGAUGAUGAAUUCCGCAAUAGCAGACUAAAGCUUAUACCAUCCGUUCCUAAGGGCUCCUGGAUAGUGCGACAGAGUGUUGGAAGCACCCCUUGUCUUUUGGGAAAGGCUGUUGAUUGUAGUUAUGUUCGAGGUCCUGCGUACUUGGAGGUGGACGUUGACAUUGGAUCUUCGGCGGUAGCAAAUGGAGUUUUGGGUCUUGUGUUUGGUGUGGUGACGACAUUAGUAGUUGAUAUGGCCUUCCUAAUACAGGCCAACACAUAUGAGGAGCUACCGGAGCAGGUGAUAGGCGCAGCUCGGCUGGCUCAUGUUGAACCGGCCACAGCAGUAGUUCCUGAUCUUAGCAACACAUCAAAUGACAGUAGCAGCAGCAGCAACGAUAAUAACAGCAACAACAAUGGUUCCUCAGAGGAUGAUUCGUCCAAGAAAACGAACUGA
Messenger RNA from Miscanthus lutarioriparius, 2409 nucleotides. Lineage: Eukaryota; Viridiplantae; Streptophyta; Magnoliopsida; Poales; Poaceae. The record is from the annotation of a GenBank genome assembly.